Schistosoma curassoni is the source of this 2599-nucleotide messenger RNA. Lineage: Eukaryota; Metazoa; Platyhelminthes; Trematoda; Strigeidida; Schistosomatidae. The record is from the annotation of a GenBank genome assembly.
UUUACCUUAACAUCGAAGUUGUGUAGUGUAAUGCCGCUUCCGAUUCCGGACUCUUUGUCUGGAUAAUUAUUAACGAACCGAAUUUAAGCAGAUCGUCUGUACAUGUAAUUAUAGCAAAUCACGUAUUUGUGGAGCUAUAUGAAACGACGAGGUAGAUGAUGAAAAUAAGUUUUGAAAACUUUCAUCAGUGAACAAUGAAAUAAGAAAUACUCCAAGUUUAUUGCUGCAAAUGGGUAGUACUUCUAAGGAAAUAAAGUUGGUGUACCGUGAAUUUCAGAUAAUAAGAUCUUAUGAUUGCAGUCUGCUUUUUGUUAGACAGUUUAUUCAUGUAAUCCAAUAUCUACGUAGAUUCGUAUACUUAGCCGUAAAGUAAACCCAUUGUGUUUAAUUUGAACGCACUAACUGGUUUUAAAGAUGAAGUUCACCUACUCACCAAUUGUUGCACAAAUAUGAAGGAUAAUUUAAUGUUAUCUAGUAACACCAUUGAUGGGUGCUGAUCUUGGAGCUAUUAUUGAAACUCAAUCGUUAUCAGAUGAACAAAUACGUUUUCUUGUGUAUCAAAUUUUAAGGGGUUUAAAAUAUAUGCACAGUAUUGGCUUAAUUCACCGAGAUUUGAAACCAGCUAAUAUAGCAGUAAAUGAAGAUUGUGAAUUGAAAAUUCUCGACUUUGGCUUAGCACGACAAAAACAGGAAGAAAUGACUGGUUAUGUUGCAACUCGUUGGUAUCGAGCACCUGAAGUUAUGUUGAAUUGGAUGCAUUACAAUGAAUCUGUUGACGUUUGGUCCGUUGCAUGUAUUAUGGCUGAAUUGCGAAAUCGUGCACCUUUAUUUAAAGGUGGUAAUCAUAUUCAUCAAAUUCAGUUGAUUCUCAAUUUAUUAGGAAAACCUGAUGAAGAAUUUAUGAAAAAAAUUAACAGUCCUGAAGCAUGUGGAUUUAUCCGUGAUAUUAGUAAAUGUGAACCACAAAAUCUGUACACAUAUUUUUCUUCUUUUUCAAGUGACGCUGUUGAUUUAUUACAAAAGAUGCUUCACCUUGAUCCAGAUCGACGUUUAACAGCUGCUCAAGCACUAGCUCAUCGUUAUUUCGCAACGUAUCAUGAUGAAUCAGAUGAACCAAUUGCAGAGAGAUUUGAUGAUCCAUUUCAAGACGAUAGUAAUGUAUCUUUAGAUCAGUUAAAAGAAGCUGUAUGGAAUACACUAGAGAAUUUCGUACCGAAUCUAAAUUCUCUACAUUUAUGCGCUUCUGAAGAGACAAAUGCAGCUUGAAUGUAUAUUUAUGUAUUUUAUUUCUAUAUACACGGAGAAAUAUUGUUUCUUUAGCCUCAUUUAUGCAUCUAUAUAUGUAUACAACUGAUAAUAUUUGGAAUUAUCAAAACUGAUAUGUUACAGUUAAACCCAAUUGCCAUUUACUUUCUGAUCCGGUUGAUAUGUUUGCUUAUUCCGCAUAUUACUAAAAACCCUUAACAUGCUUUAUUUUCCCUUUUACUAAAAACUAAUAUUGAGUAUUCUUUGUAUAAACAUUUUAUUUACAUAAAUAUUUUUCCAUACAAACGUUCCUAUAUACAAAAACUUUUCUCGCUUUUAUCCUGUGGCUCAUUUUUUAUACACAAAGAUCUCACAUUCUGUGACUAGUAUUGAAAACUAAAUAAAGUCUACAUUAGUAAUGGUAUAAAUUGUUUGAUAAAAAAUCUACAUACAGCUCAAUAGUUAAUCUUCACAAAUCGUUUAAUUUAAGACUGGAUAUGUAUAUGCAAGUGGAAAAAAUUUUUUUAAUUUACAUAGAAAAUGCUUUUAAAACCUUUUUUGUACUUCUAUCAUCUUUAUUAAAAAAGUUUUCGAACACAAAUGAAGAGCGAGGUUUAUCUGUGUUCUUAUUUCCUUUUGAUAUUUUUGUGAUUGGUUCUAUUCUUGCUUUUCUGGGAUAAAUUAUUCAUCAGCUUUCUCACUGUAAAAUCAUUUAUUCAUUUGAUUCUCAGUAUAUAAAUAAGCUCAUUUAUGCUAUUAGCUAAUUUAGACUCAAGGAAUGUAAUAACCUGAUAGAAAUGUUCAUCGUCUUAAAUUGUUCGUCAUGAUGAAUACCAAAAUGGUAUUAAUUAUAAUAAACGUUUUGUUGUGACUUUAAGUUCGGCUAAAGAACAGUACUUCGUAUAAUAAUAAUCUAUAGAUCAAAAAGGAAGCUUAUAAUAAAAGGGAUAUAGAUAUACAUAUAUAUGAUAUUAGUCCAAUAAUAGUUCUAAGAAGUUAUCCAUAAUUUAAUCUUCAUUAGAAUAUAAGAAGAGAAUCGAUAUGUGGAAUUCCAAAAAUAAGGUGAUUUCUUACUUCGUGGUUUAAAUGUAGGUCAAGAAUGGGUGCAUCUGUGACAAUGUGACCGAUAUUUACACCCUGCCUGAUGUUCCCGACUGUUGAUUAUAAAGAUCUCGGGAAUCGCAACCAAAGUUGCUCAAACUGAUAUUUAAUUCGCUCAUGGAUUAAUGCCAUGUGUUUGUUCUUAUGCUCCUAAUUUUCUUACAGCCUACUUCGCCUCUCAACAGUCUUCAUCAAGAACCCCCAAAAGCCCUGGUAUGGCUAAGAGUGGGGUGCACCCGCACUCCCUCUCGAA